Messenger RNA from Suillus bovinus, 1983 nucleotides. RefSeq lists its product as uncharacterized. The record is from RefSeq and is a predicted model, not a curated record. NCBI's taxonomy places the organism in Eukaryota, Fungi, Basidiomycota, Agaricomycetes, Boletales, Suillaceae. Bases 257 to 1876 code for a protein of 539 amino acids. The transcript is spliced from 5 exons.
GCCUCGUCCUUGCUUAUGGCUUUGCUCGAUCAACAGACAACGGCAAGUCUGUGCACGGAUAUGUGUGUGGUACAUUACAAGGAGUAUUGCUGCCACUGCGACGCCUCGAUCAAGGGUGCAACCAAAUACGUAUCAAUACCGUGUCGCAUGACUGCUCUUCCAUCACAAAGUGACAUACACCGGGGGCUGUGGUCAUAAGUCAAAUAUCUUUAAUCUGCGCGUCUAUGAUGCGCUGACCUCCCUGUCCCUGCGGCCCAUGUCAGCUUCUUCCAAACCGACAGAACAUCUUUCCGGCCUUCUUGCAUACAACGCACUCCCGGGUUAUCAGCCCUUUGACUCCAUAAUGUCUGAUGCGAAGUCCAUUGCUGAUGAUAGAGCCAAUUUCUACAACCGCAGUCUGACGAGUCGCGGAUAUGCCCUCGUUGGAGUGGCAUCCUCAAUUAUCUUCAGCUGCUUAUGCAUCAUUGCAGGUACUGUCACGUUGAUCCAUCACGGAAUCUCAGGAGUAACCUUGCUCAACCUGGUGGAAGUUGAGGAGUUUUCUCAAUUGAUGCUGCAGGCGGAGAUAUUGACCCUGAUACUUGACUUAAUCGUCACGUUAUGUACGGAGUCUAUAGGCUUCGUACAUGUCAUCUCAUUGCGGUCUGCGCUAGCCUCAGAAUUUCGACUUCGUUUUAACACCAAUCUGCGCCUUCUGACCGCAGCUCGUGGAUGGUAUCACCCUAACGGUGCCUUGCUUAACGGUAUCUCGGCUAUCCUCCUCAUUAUAUCAUACAGCUCAGCCUCACUCGUCGUAUGUCUAAACAAUGGAGUAAUGUCAACUAUGGCAGACAUAUAUUAUACUGUUGCCAUCGCAGGGUUACCUCUCCUUUGUCUGGGCAUCGCACUCCUUCUUCAGGCCAUGAUCGCAUUGUCAGGGAUGCGGGCUGUCAAUAUCUUGACGUGGAGCUCCUCACCUUUCGACUUGACCGCCGCACUGGUCCAUCAUACGCAAUUGACCGGUUCUACUCUCCGGUGCAUGCGUCGUGUGUCUGACUUAGACACGCAUGCAGGUCCGGCGAGGCCACCAGAGACACAGCCCUCUGCGUGGCACGCUCAUCCUAGCAUUAGGAAAGUUGUUAUUUGCCUUUGGUUCACCGCUGCAGCAUGUGCUGGAUGGGCCGCACUCGUCAUGUAUAUCUGGGACCACUUCGGCGGAUUUUAUUCCCUCCCACUGACCCUACAAACGUGGUCCUUCCUCGUGACGAAGCAGUCCAAUCGCAUCGUAUAUAAUAUGCCAGGUGUUGGUCUUGAAGGGUGGAUUCUGCUCUUUGUCAACAUCGUAGCUGUCCAGGGACCGUUGACGCUUGGGCUCCAUUGCUCGGAACUCAUCGUGAAUGUCAUUCGAGACGAAAGACAGUGGAGAUGCGCUACCAAAAGCAAAGGACUUAGAGCGGUGGCGAACCCGCUGGAGCCAGUUUUCUCUCAUCCGAUUUCUCUCAUACUUCUCAUUGCAAAGCCUUUCCUGCACUGGAUGUUUGGGCUUUCAUUCAUCAUAUCGGACUUAGCCAUGGACGGGUACCUAAUGAAUUUGUCGGUAUACAUGUACACUGCACAGAUCUGGAACUUAUGCAUUGCGCUCUUUAUAUUUGCCUGUUUCUUCACUUUCCUCGCACUGCGCCGACCGCACGGCCCCCAGCCGGCUGCAUACGGCCACGUCCAGACGCUCGCCAAUCUCGUAGACGAGUGGUCGCCUGUGAUGUGGUGGGGACACAAGGAGGAUGGUAUUCCGUAUUGUCAUGCUGGAACAAGCGAUCACCCGCUACCGGAUGUGAAGAUGGACUGCGUUUAUGCUGGUUCCGGUGCUGACGCUUUGCUUCUAAAGGGAAUUUCUUGAUUUCUAUGUUUAAAUAGAGAGCUACGUCACUCGGCCUGGCGAUACAUUGACGGCACAGUGCCAACCACAUCGUGGAACGAGACGUGUUAUUUUUAUACUGUUUACCU